Diaporthe amygdali is the source of this 834-nucleotide messenger RNA. RefSeq names its product thymidylate kinase. The transcript is spliced from 2 exons. Gene Ontology annotation, biological process: dTDP biosynthetic process; dTTP biosynthetic process; dUDP biosynthetic process. Gene Ontology annotation, molecular function: ATP binding; dTMP kinase activity. Lineage: Eukaryota; Fungi; Ascomycota; Sordariomycetes; Diaporthales; Diaporthaceae. Gene Ontology annotation, cellular component: cytosol; cytoplasm; nucleus. The record is from RefSeq and is a predicted model, not a curated record. Bases 1 to 834 code for a protein of 277 amino acids.
AUGGCCUCGACGAAUGACCCUGCCCUGGCAGCAGCAGCAGCAGCAGCAGCAGCUUCCUCAUCGGGCGCGCCUCCUUCGUCGUCCGCCACCCCUGCGAUCAGCGCCGUCGGCGAGGCCGCGGUCCCUUCAGCGCCUGAGGCGCAAGACGCGGGUCCCAACGUGGCGCGCGGCGCGUUCGUCGUGCUCGAGGGCAUGGACAGAAGCGGCAAGACGACGCAGGUCAAGCUGCUGCAGAGCCGGUUCAUCGAGGCGGGGAGGAGGGUCCAGCUUAUGAGGUUUCCUGACCGCACAACGCCGACAGGCCAGAUAAUAAACCAAUACCUCUCCUCCUCCGCCACCCUCCCAGACCAGUCAAUCCACCUCCUCUUCACAGCAAACAGGUGGGAGGCCGCGCCGACCAUCACCUCCCUGCUCGCACAGGGCGUCACCGUCGUCUGCGACCGCUACUACUACUCGGGGAUGGUGUACAGCGCGGCGAAGGGCAACCCGUCGCUGGGGCUGCCCUGGGCGCGCGCCCCCGAGGCCGGGCUCCCCCGGCCCGACGCCGUGCUGUUCCUGGACCUGUCGGAGGAGAAGGCGCGCGAGCGCGGCGGGUUCGGCGAGGAGAGGUACGAGACUGUUGAGAUGCAGCGGCGCGUGCGCGAGCUGUUCUGGGGCCUGAAGAGGGGGGAGGUCGGCGGGUGCCCGUUCCAGGAGGAGGAGGAGGACCUCGAUGUUGUUGAUGCUGGGAAGAGCGUCGAGGAGGUUGCUGAGGAGAUUUGGAGGGUUGUGAGGCAUAGGGUCGAGGCGGUUGACAACGGGGCGCUGGGUACGGAGGUUAGGAGGGUGUCGUGA